AUGUUUUCCGUGCUACUUUGGUUAGUAGCCACGUUUCUGCUUUGCUGCGAUGGGCGCAAGCGCCCACGCCACAUGCCUGCAACCGUCUUUGGGCGUCCGUUUGGUGGUUUUCUGGACCACUCCGAUGUCCACAAAUUUGCUGCACCGACUGUACUGAAUGAUCAAGUAAAAAAAGGCGUUGUGUAUCAAUCAGUGGACCAUUUCGAUCCACUCAAUAUGUUCAGUUGGAAGCAACAUUACUUGUACAAUAUGCAGUUUUAUAAUGGAAGCGGCCUAGUGUUUUGCAUGAUUGGCGGUGAAUCAAAGAUAAGCUAUAAAUGGAUUGCCGACACAUCGUACAUGUGGCUGGUUUGGGCCAAAAAGUACAAAGCUGCCGCAUUCCUGCCAGAACAUCGAUUUUACGGCGACAGCCAUCCUAAGCGAGAUAUGUCGACGGCAAGCUAUCAGUAUUUCACUAUCGAGCAAGCACUUGCCGAUUUGAGAAAUUUCAUCCUAAACAUAAACGAAGAAUUCUUUCCAAACGUAAAGACACGUUGGAUUUUGUUUGGUGGUUCCUAUCCAGGGUCAUUAUCUGCAUGGUUUCGGGCCCAAAAUCCGGAUAUCACAAUUGGGUCGAUUUCCUCAUCGGCUGGAAUGCAUACGCAGCUCGAUUAUUAUCGUAAGUUUUAA
Gongylonema pulchrum is the source of this 669-nucleotide messenger RNA. The record is from the annotation of a GenBank genome assembly. Lineage: Eukaryota; Metazoa; Nematoda; Chromadorea; Rhabditida; Gongylonematidae.